Messenger RNA from Hibiscus syriacus, 2219 nucleotides. Its product is annotated as plastidial pyruvate kinase 2-like. Bases 157 to 1890 code for a protein of 577 amino acids. The transcript is spliced from 12 exons. NCBI's taxonomy places the organism in Eukaryota, Viridiplantae, Streptophyta, Magnoliopsida, Malvales, Malvaceae. Gene Ontology annotation, molecular function: pyruvate kinase activity; magnesium ion binding; potassium ion binding. Gene Ontology annotation, biological process: glycolytic process. The record is from RefSeq and is a predicted model, not a curated record. Gene Ontology annotation, cellular component: chloroplast stroma; cytoplasm.
ACUAAGCUAUCUUCCUUCUCCAGCCCCCUUUGUUUUCAGUUUCCGCCAAAUUUAGCGGCGAUUUCCCCAACCUUCGAUUUUGUCCUUAAAAAUAUCACCUGACACUUCCUCUACCCGUCCCACGCUUUCUCUUUCUCCUUCUCUCUCAUUUUUGCAAUGGCUCAAACGGUGGCCACUAGAUCCAUCCACGCUAACUUCUUAAGCAAGGGGUCUGGAUCCGUUCAAGAGCGAGCAGAGAAGCUUAAGCCUGCGAGCUUCGCUUCCAAAGUGCUGGCACCUGACUCGAAGAAGAGCAAGGCAGUCGUGUUUAGGAGCAACUCUAGGAUUACUGCUAAGAGAGCCGCACGUGCCGACCCUGAAGUUAUUCCCGUUUCACCUGAGGAUGUACCCAAGAGGGAGGAACAGUAUGAGCAGCUAAGGGGGAUUCAGCAAGUAGGCGAUACAUCAGUUGGUAUGUGGUCCAAGCCUAUUGUUAGACGUAAAACAAAGAUUGUUUGCACAAUUGGUCCUUCAACAAACACACGGGAAAUGAUAUGGAAAUUGGCUGAGGCUGGAAUGAAUGUUGCCCGUUUGAAUAUGUCUCAUGGAGACCAUGCAUCCCAUCAGAAAGUUAUUGAUUUAGUCAAGGAGUAUAAUGCACAAUCCAAAGACAACACCAUUGCUAUUAUGCUUGAUACCAAGGGCCCUGAGGUUAGGAGUGGCGACUUGCCCCAACCAAUUACAGUAACAACUGGGCAGGAAUAUAGUUUUACAAUUAGGAGAGGAGUUGGGACACCUGAUUGUGUCAGUGUUAACUAUGAUGAUUUUGUUAAUGACGUAGAAGUUGGUGACAUGCUUCUCGUUGAUGGUGGUAUGAUGUCAUUUUUAGUGAAGUCUAAGACAGAAGAUUCAGUGAAGUGUGAAGUAGUUGAUGGUGGUGAGCUUAAGUCUAGGCGGCAUUUAAAUGUCCGAGGAAAAAGUGCUACACUGCCUUCUAUUACAGAAAAGGACUGGGAUGACAUAAAAUUUGGAGUAGACAAUAAAGUUGACUUUUAUGCUGUUUCCUUUGUUAAAGAUGCCGAAGUGGUUCAUGAGUUGAAGAAUUAUCUGCAGAUUUGUGAUGCAGAUAUUCAUGUUAUUGUUAAAAUUGAAAGUGCGGAUUCUAUUCCAAAUUUGCAUUCAAUUAUAACAGCAUCUGAUGGGGCAAUGGUUGCUAGAGGAGAUCUUGGUGCAGAGCUUCCUAUCGAGGAGGUUCCACUUUUGCAGGAAGAGAUAAUUAGAACAUGUCGAAGCAUGGGAAAAGCUGUUAUUGUGGCAACCAAUAUGCUUGAAAGUAUGAUUGUUCAUCCAACACCAACCAGAGCAGAGGUAUCUGACAUUGCCAUUGCUGUUCGUGAGGGUGCUGACGCUGUCAUGCUUUCUGGAGAAACAGCUCAUGGAAAGUUCCCGUUGAAAGCUGUUAAAGUGAUGCAUACAGUUGCACUACGAACUGAAGCAACUAUAUCUGGUGGUGAAAUGCCACCUAAUCUAGGUCAAGCUUUCAAGAACCAUAUGAGUGAAAUGUUUGCAUAUCAUGCAACUAUGAUGUCAAAUACUCUUGGAAUCUCCACUGUUGUCUUCACUAGAACUGGUUUCAUGGCUAUAUUACUUAGCCAUUUUCGUCCUUCGGGCACUAUCUUUGCCUUCACAAAUGAGAAAAGGGUACAACAACGAUUAGCUUUAUAUCAAGGAGUAUGUCCCAUACACAUGGAGUUCUUAGAUGAUGCUGAGGAAACCUUUGAGAAGGCUUUAGCUUUAUUGCAGAGGCAAGGAAUGGUGAAGGAAGGAGAAGAGAUCUCUCUUGUUCAGAGCGGCAGACAGCCCAUCUGGCGAUUCCAGUCCACUCACAAUAUCCAGGUCCGAAAAGUGUAGCGGUUUUCAAAGAGUCCCAUUCGACUGAGUUAUAUUCUUCAUGCUAUUAUUUAUAGUUCCAAAUGGUCACAUAGAAGAGUAUUCAGGUUAGGUUUGGGACCUAUGUCUUAUUAUUUAGCGUUUCAUGUUUGCUCCAGAUUUCUUGGACUAUGGGACUAUUAUUCAUUGCCUCCUUUUCUUUUUCUCCUUUUUAAUAUCCCCCCUAAACAAGAUAGUUUUUGAAGAUUCUAGUUUUGUAUUCGAAGAUUAUCCAAAUGCGAAAUAUGAGGUAGGCAGGCAGGCUGAUAUAUUGAGCUUGUGUUUCUAGUAAAAAGGAAUGUGAUUUUGCA